Molecule: messenger RNA, 2260 nt
Organism: Habropoda laboriosa
Lineage: Eukaryota; Metazoa; Arthropoda; Insecta; Hymenoptera; Apidae
Product: sodium-dependent neutral amino acid transporter B(0)AT3
Exons: 12
Biological process (GO): sodium ion transmembrane transport
Cellular component (GO): plasma membrane
Source: RefSeq, a predicted model, not a curated record
UAUUUCCGUUUGAUCUUUGCAAAGAAAGAAAUCCGUGGUCGUACAAUAGAGAGAAAGAAUGGCGAACACGGCCCAUCUCGUCCGGCGGCAAAGCUCGCGCGAUUUGAAACCCCAGAAAAGCGUGGACAAACUCGAAAUGAAGGAAAUGAGAGGAAGAUUAGUGGUGGAGAGUAGAAAGACUAUCACCACUGCCAAUUACGGGGCCACGAACGCAGCCUUUGAGGACUCCAGUCCUAACACGAAAAAUAAAACGGGGAAUGGGGGCGGAGGCAAUAAGCUCGGGAGUAAUGAAGGAAAAGCGAUUUUUCGACCGGAAGCGGGGGAGGACGAAAGAGAAAAUUGGGAUAGUAAGCUUACUUUUCUAUUAGCAACCGUUGGAUACGCCGUGGGGCUUGGAAAUGUAUGGAGAUUUCCGUAUCUCGCUCAAAAAAAUGGUGGAGGUGCAUUUUUAAUCCCUUACUUUGUAAUGUUGGCUAUCGAGGGUAUUCCCAUAUUUUAUCUGGAACUGGCAAUUGGCCAGAGAUUACGAAAGGGCGCUAUCGGUGUUUGGAAUCAGGUUUCUCCGUAUAUGGGCGGGAUCGGUGUGAGCAGUGCCGUAGUUUCCUUCAAUGUAGCCCUGUAUUACAACACUAUCAUCGCUUGGUGCCUCUUCUACUUUGUUCAAAGUUUCCAAUCAGAGCUACCGUGGGCGGAAUGUCCUAACGUAUAUUUCCAGAACGGCUCGUACGCGCCUGAACCAGAGUGUGUGGUUAGCAGUCCCACGCAGUACUUCUGGUAUCGGACAACUCUGAUGAUCUCCGAAGACAUCAAUACCCCAGAAGUGUUUAAUUGGAAGAUCGCUCUGGCAUUGGUGAUUGCAUGGAUUCUCGUUUAUAUGUGCAUGAUCAAGGGAAUUGCAUCUUCAGGGAAGGUCGUGUACGUGACCGCUACAUUUCCAUACAUUGUUCUCAUCAUUUUCUUCUUCCGUGGAGUCACCCUGACAGGGAUGUCUGACGGUCUGCGACACCUUUUUACACCAAAGUGGUGGAAAUUAACUGAUCCAGUGGUGUGGCUAGAAGCAGGCACGCAGAUAUUCUUUUCCCUCGGUUUGGCAUUCGGCGGUCUGAUAGCGUUUUCUUCGUACAAUCCUGUGAACAAUAAUUGCUAUCGAGACGCCAUUAUGGUCAGUUUGACGAAUUGCUUCACUUCGAUGUUCGCUGGGAUUGUCGUGUUUUCUAUCAUCGGUUUCAAAGCUACCAUGGUCUACGAACGUUGCCUGUCUGAGAGGAACAGCACUCUCGUCAAUAUCUUCGGUCAGAUAGAUAAAAUACCAGAUGAAAUACCAGCCAGCGGCACAGUUCUGAACAUGACUGCAGAAAAUGGAACGUUGGACAGCUUGAUCAUGCCAGAUCUACCUGAAUGUGAUCUCCAGAAAGAAUUGGACAACUCAGCAUCAGGCACAGGUUUAGCGUUCAUCAUCUUCACGGAAGCGAUUAACCAAUUCCCUGGAGCUCAAUUCUGGUCCGUUUUGUUCUUCCUUAUGUUAUUCACUCUGGGCAUCGAUUCUCAGUUUGGCACCCUCGAAGGAAUCCAUCUUCCGUAAUUCGAUUAAAAGUUUGCCAAAUGAAGUUUCACCGUUUCUUCUUGUUUGAAAACAACAGGUGGCAUUUGCUUGGUUUGCUGCAUGAUCUCCAUGGCUUUCGCCCAUGGUGCCGGUAGCUACGUUUUCGUGCUGUUCGACAAUUUCAGCGGGAACUUUCCCCUCUUGAUAAUCGCCUUCUUCGAAUGUAUCGCUGUAUCUUACGUGUACGGUUUGAAGAGAUUCGCCGAUGAUAUUGAAUUGAUGACUGGCAACCGUCCAGGCCUUUAUUGGCUAAUUUGUUGGAAAUAUCUCAGCCCGUUGGCUAUGCUGAGCAUUUUAAUUGCCUCGAUCGUGGAAAUCCUCGUCGAUGGAAGUGGUUAUCCAGCUUGGGUUGCCAGCAAAGGUAUUACAGAGAAACACGAGUGGCCAGUUUGGGCUUUGGUUCUCAUUGGCGUUCUUAUUCUCGCGUCUGUUCUAUGGAUUCCUACCGUUGCUAUUUGCAGACUUUUCGGUAUACUCAUCAUCGAGGAUAACGAGAAAGCCUGGUUCCCCGCGGCUGACUUGAAAGAAUUCCACGGAAUCGUGCCACACGAAGUCACUCCGGCUGAGACUCUGUUAUUCUGCAUAAGAAGCGACGGAUCCGAGGGUCUCUGUUGCCCUACCGGCGGUCCCAGCGACGACGACGAAGAUCUCACCUAG